UGCGUGUGUGUGUCUGUGUGUGUGUGUGUGUGCAUGUGCAUGUGAGUGAGUGUCUGUGUGUGUGCAUGUGUGUGUCUGUGUGUGUGUGAGUGUUGGGAAACAGAGGUUACUGUAGUUCACGUGAACUGUUUAUAUGGACGACAGCCUCGGAAUGUUCAGCUGCUGUGAAACCACAGGAGGGAAAAAACACUCAAACUGUUCACUGUGACCUUUGACCUGCAGAGGCCUGCUUACACUGAAGGACAAGUGGACACUUUGUGGACAGUUGGACUCUUUCUAGACAGCUGGACGUGAUGUGGACAUGUUCCGGUUCAGGAUGACUUCCUGUCUGUUGUCCCUCCUCCUCAUCGUGUCUUUGGUGUCCUCCAUCAUGGCUGCUGCAGAGCCUGCUGGCUGCAAAAUCCGCAUCACUGACAAAGGACUGGAGAUGCUGAAGUUUGAAACUCAGAAGUUUGUUGAAGAGGAGAUCAGUAACAUCAGCAUGCCGGAGAUGAGGGGCAAAGAGGGACGGUUCCAGUACACCAUCACUGAUGUGAAGAUCACGGAGUUGAAUCUGAUUCAUGCUGAUCUACGAUUCAUCCCUGAAGUUGGUUUGAUGUUCGAUGUUCAGAACUCGUCCAUCACAUUGAGUUUCCACCGACGGAUCCUUUACUGGUUCUUCUACGACACAGGAAACAUCAACGCUUCGGCCGAAGGAGUGAACAUCAACACGGCUCUGAAUCUGAUCCGAGACGAUGAAGGACGACUGAAGAUCAACAACAUCACCUGCGACGCCAGAAUCUCCAAAAUGAAAGCAAAGUUCAGCGGAACGCUCGGGAAAGUUUAUGACUUCCUGGCAAGUUUUCUGACGACAGGCAUGCGCUUCAUCCUCAAUCAAAAGAUCUGUCCGGCUCUGGAUCACGCUGCCCUGGUUCACGUUAACUCGAUGUUGGAGACGAUCCCUGUGAAGACGGAGGUUGAUCGGUUUAUUGGAAUCGAUUAUUCUCUGAUCGAUGAUCCCUUGGUGACGUCCAGGAGCCUGGACAUGAACUUCAGGGGGAUGUUUUUCGAGCUGCGUGAUCCGAACGACACUUUGGUGAACAACGCUGUCGACCCGGUCAUCAGAGACUACGACCGGAUGGUUUACCUCGCUCUCUCUGAGUUCUUCUUCGACAGCGGAAUGUUCGCGUACCACAAAGCAGAAGUCUUCCAGAUGCACAUAAUCAAUGAGAAGAUGCCUAAAGAUCUGGAGAUGUUGUUGAGAACCACUUACUUUGGAGUCAUCAUGAUGAUGAACCCGGCUCUGAUGGAUGCUCCGAUGUCGCUUCAACUCGCCGUCAACUCUCCUCCAAAAACUUCCAUUAAGACGUCAGGAGCAACGGUCGUCAUGACGGCUAUUGUGAAGGUGAUGGUGCUGCCUCCAGGUCAGCCUCCGGUGCAGCUCAGCAGCCUGACCAUGGAAACAAAGUUUAACGCCAAAGUUUCUGUAAAAGGAAAACGUCUGGCUGUUCACGCCGACCUCCGCAGGUUUAAAAUCUUCUCUAAUCAAUCAGCUCUGGAGUCUCUGGCUUUGAUUCCUCUGCAGGCUCCUCUAAAGACCAUGUUACAGAUCUCUGUGGUUCCUUUAAUCAACAACUGGACGAAGCGAGGCGUUCGGAUUCCUCUGGCUGAUGGGAUGGAUUUCAUAGAGGAGGUGGUUGAAUAUCACAAUGGUUUCAUAGUGAUCGGAGCGAAUCUUCACUUCAGCAAAGGCCUGAGAGAAAUGAUCUCAGGAAGCAAUGAGACGGAACCAGACGUCUAACACACACACACACACACACACACACACACACACACACACACACACACACACACACACACACACACACACACACACACACACACACACACACACACACACACACACACACACACACACACACACACACACACACACACACACACAACUUUCAAUGUGGUUUGUGAUGUAACCAUGGCAACCAAUAACCACUGGAGCAGAUUUUUCUGAAUGACACAUGUUGACCAGCAGGUGGGUCAGGUUAGUGUAACCAGUGCAACUAGAUUUUAUACUGUAGUUGAUAUUUAGUUUUAUUGAGUGAACUGUUAAACCAGUUAACUAGUUUCCACUAGAAGUAAACGGGUUUGACUGACAGUCAAACUACUACUUUGAGUUAAACGUGUUACAUCAUCACACAACUUUGUUCUUUUAAGAAAACCUUUGUGAUCAUUACCUGUUAAUAUACUGUAACCAUGGCAACACAACACCUGUAUUAGAUGAUAACCUGGUGAGUUAAAUGGAGCAAAAGUUUUUUAUUUAAAUACUGAAACGUCUUCAAAGUGUACAAAUGAUCAAAUUGAUUAAAUGAUUAAAAUCCGACUGAGUGUUUCAACGCUCUCUUUCCAGCGUUAAUGUGAAAAAAUAUAAAUAAAGUUUAUUUAAUUAAA
Messenger RNA from Hippoglossus stenolepis (Pacific halibut), 2424 nucleotides. Its product is annotated as phospholipid transfer protein. Gene Ontology annotation, biological process: phospholipid transport; ceramide transport; high-density lipoprotein particle remodeling. The record is from RefSeq and is a predicted model, not a curated record. Gene Ontology annotation, molecular function: ceramide binding; phosphatidic acid binding; phosphatidylcholine intramembrane carrier activity. Lineage: Eukaryota; Metazoa; Chordata; Actinopteri; Pleuronectiformes; Pleuronectidae. The transcript has 15 exons. The coding region runs from base 302 to 1780 and encodes 492 amino acids.